Molecule: messenger RNA, 529 nt
Organism: Vitis riparia (riverbank grape)
Lineage: Eukaryota; Viridiplantae; Streptophyta; Magnoliopsida; Vitales; Vitaceae
Product: sugar transporter ERD6-like 11
Exons: 5
Coding region: 5-385 (126 amino acids)
Biological process (GO): transmembrane transport
Cellular component (GO): membrane
Molecular function (GO): transmembrane transporter activity
Source: RefSeq, a predicted model, not a curated record
UUAAAUGAACAAAAUCAAUACUAAUAUAAAUAUACAAAAUUUAUUUUAUGUAAACAAUCCUGUAGUAUGGUGUGUAGUUCAUAUUUCAGUUACCUAUUCAUAUUAUCUGUCACAUUACUUAACAAUCCUGGCCAUUACUAUACAGGCAGCAGUUUAUAUCUCAGAAAUAGCACCCACGAAUAUUCGGGGAGGAUUUACAUCAGCUAGUUCGCUGAUGAUGUGUUGUGGGUUUUCAAUGAUUUUUUUCGUUGGAACAGUUGUUUCCUGGCGCACCUUGGCUAUUAUUGGAGCUGUUCCAUGUGUAUUACAGGCCAUAGGUUUAUUCUUUGUUCCAGAGUCUCCAAGAUGGUUGGCUAAGGUUGGUCGAGAGAAUGGAAAGAGCUAGAAGCUUCUUUGUGGAGGCUAAGGGGAGAGAGAGCUGAUAUUACUCAAGAAGCAGCAGACAUCAUAGAGUAUACAAAAACCUUUCUGCAGUUCCCAAAAGCUACAAUUCUAGACUUGUUCCAGAGGAGAUACGCUCAUUCACUCA